This is a messenger RNA of Caenorhabditis bovis, 246 nucleotides long. The record is from the annotation of a GenBank genome assembly. Lineage: Eukaryota; Metazoa; Nematoda; Chromadorea; Rhabditida; Rhabditidae.
AUGCCAAAACAGGAUUUCACAUAUACAGAUUUGGCAGGAGUUGUGGUUGUCUGGUGUUUGUUUUUUGCCAUAAUUGGUAUUAUUACCGUCACGUGUAUUAAUUUCUUCUGUAUUCAAGAAAUUGAUGACGUCACUGUUCUUGAAAAGUGGGGAUAUCGUCGUCACCUCGGAAUUCGUCUUGGAGUUCACAAACGCGCAACCAUUGCGCAAACAAUCGACCACGAAAAAUUCAAAUCCGACAAGUAA